Kalmanozyma brasiliensis GHG001 is the source of this 1266-nucleotide messenger RNA. RefSeq names its product Zinc finger, C2H2. The coding region runs from base 1 to 1266 and encodes 421 amino acids. NCBI's taxonomy places the organism in Eukaryota, Fungi, Basidiomycota, Ustilaginomycetes, Ustilaginales. Gene Ontology annotation, biological process: regulation of transcription by RNA polymerase II. Gene Ontology annotation, cellular component: transcription regulator complex; PcG protein complex. The transcript is spliced from 5 exons. The record is from RefSeq and is a predicted model, not a curated record. Gene Ontology annotation, molecular function: DNA-binding transcription factor activity, RNA polymerase II-specific; RNA polymerase II cis-regulatory region sequence-specific DNA binding.
AUGGACAUUUUGGAACUCGUCCACGAAGACCAGCGAAAGGAGUGUCGCCCUUUCGAUUGCAAGCAUCCCGGCUGUCCCAAAGCCUUUUCAAGGCGAUCCGAUUUGGCAAGACAUGCUCGCAUUCAUAGCCAAGAGCGACCUUUCACUUGCCACUUUCGCGAUUGCGGCAAGACUUUCAUCCAGCGAUCAGCCCUGACCGUUCACAUCCGCGUCCACACCGGGGAGCGACCUCAUGUGUGCGAGUCUUGCAGUAAGGCUUUCUCCGAUUCAAGCUCGCUCGCCCGUCACAGGCGGAUCCACACUGGUCGACGUCCAUACAAAUGUCUGGUAGCUGGCUGCGGCAAAUCUUUCUGCCGCAAGACCACGUUGACCAAGCACACGCGUCGCAACCAUGCGGACGCCGAAGGCACCUACUCAGGCGUCGGAGGUCCCAUGACCAUCAUGAGCAACUCGAGCUCCAUGAACCGCUGUGUCUUGCCCCCUCAAACUCGCGCCACAUUCCCGCAGGGACUCGAGCAUCACUACCUGGCCAACCUCAAGGUGGAAGACGAUAGCGCCGUUGCGCACUACGGCCUCCAUUUGCAGCAGACGGCCGACUAUCCCAGCACACCCUUCAGCGCGCCUGCUAUGUCGACCUCGUCGUCCGGUAUGAGCUUUGAGUGCCUCGACAUCUCGCGCCGAUCGAGCACCACAUCUGGCUACAUGUCGAGCAACUCGCACAGCUUCUACAGUCCGGCAAGCAACCACGGACGCUCAUGCCCGACGCCUACACCCAACACGCUCACACCUGCUUCGGAGAUGUCGCAGUUCCCUCGCACGCCUGACUUCCGUGAUGCACGAGCCUUCGAGGUGCAAAGCGCUGCUCGUCCCCAGUUCAACAAUCUGUCGAUCGCCAACAUGAGCUUCGGAGCAUGUGCCACGGACGCGCAAACCUCGCCAUCUGGGUUCAACAGCUCGAUGAUGGGCUCUUCGCAGUCGUUCGCAAUGAUGCCCAACUUUGCUUUGGAGAACCAGAGCACUAGCAACAUCGAUCCGAAUCUGUGGGAUGCCGGCACCUCUUCUGCAGUACCCAAUUCGAGCGUCGGCUCUCACUUCUACGAGCAGCAGAGCUAUCAGCAACCGAGGCCGACGAUUCAUCAGCACUUCCAGCAGCAACAGCACAUGCAGGGCUCUCAAGAGUUUGUCCAGCCAGCAACAAGCCACGAACGCAUGGGCUCCUACUUCUCAAGGCCCAUCUCGCAGCAACACCUCGCUUCGUCCACAUAG